Messenger RNA from Rasamsonia emersonii CBS 393.64, 2089 nucleotides. RefSeq names its product Cytokinesis protein sepA. The transcript has a single exon. NCBI's taxonomy places the organism in Eukaryota, Fungi, Ascomycota, Eurotiomycetes, Eurotiales, Trichocomaceae. Gene Ontology annotation, biological process: barbed-end actin filament capping; mitotic actomyosin contractile ring assembly; actin filament bundle assembly. Gene Ontology annotation, molecular function: small GTPase binding; actin binding. The annotation marks the transcript as partial. Gene Ontology annotation, cellular component: mating projection tip; cell division site. The record is from RefSeq and is a predicted model, not a curated record.
AGGAGAUGUCUAACAUGGAUAACUUGCAGUUGGGUGAAGGCGUUUGUCGAGGCGCAGGGUCAGAUUGCCCUGACCAACGUGCUCCUGAAAAUCAAUCGAAGGAAAUCCUCGGUACCGGGACCGACCCCGACCGGCUCGGCGGAAAAGGACUUGGAACGCGAAUAUGACAUUGCCAAAUGUCUGAAAGCCCUGAUGAAUAACAAGUACGGUGCCGACGAUGCCCUGGCCCACCAGCAGGUGAUCGUGGCGCUCAUCAGCUCGUUGCUGUCGCCGCGUCUGCAGACCCGGAAGAUGGUCAGCGAGAUUCUCACUUUUCUGUGCCAUUGGGGCGACGGUCAGGGUCAUCAGAAGGUCCUGCAGGCCUUGGACCAUGUCAAGAACCAGCAAGGCGAGACGGGCCGUUUUGACGCCUGGAUGCGCAUCGUCGAGGUUACCAUCGACGGCCGGGGUAAGAUGGGCAGUUUGGUCGGCGCCAGUGAAGAAUAUCGCAGCGGAGGGAUUGGCAUGGAGAACCUCCUGAUGGAAUACGCUGUUGCUACGUUGAUGCUCAUCAACAUGCUGAUCGACGCGCCGCAGGAUGAUUUGCAGCUGCGAUGCCAUAUCCGGGCGCAGUUCAUAUCAUGUGGCAUCAAGCGUCUGAUGACGAAGAUGGAAGGCUUCCAAUACGAGGUGAUUGACAAGCAGAUAGAGCACUUCCGGGAGAAUGAGGCUAUCGAUUAUGAAGACCUGCUCCAGCGGGAGACCAGCAGUACGAAGGAUAGCGUCGAAGGGGAGGUCAAGGAUAUGAGUGACCCCAUCCAGAUCGCCGAUGCCAUCGCCUCCAAGAUUCAGGGCACCCGUUCACAUGAUUACUUCCUCUCGGCCAUGCAGCACAUGCUCCUCAUCCGCGAGAACUCCGGGGAAGAUAUGCAUCGGAUGUUCCAGCUCGUCGACGCCAUGCUCAGCUAUGUCGCUAUGGACCGCAGACUGCCCGACCUAGAUCUCCGACAAGGCUUGAAUUUCACGGUCCAGAGCCUGUUGGAUCGGUUGCAUACGGAUGCCGAAGCUAGGCACGCCUAUGAUGAAUCGGUCGAAGCCCGCCAAUUGGCUGAGGCCGCCAUUGCCGAACGGGAUGAAAUGAAGGCUCAAAUUGAGAUGGGCGCCGAUGGUCUCGUGAAGAAGCUACAGAAGCAGAUCGAGGAGCAAGCCAACAUAAUCGAGCUGCAAUCUCGGCAGAACGAGUCCCUCAAGGCGGAGCUUAGCGACCUCCAUCGCCUCCGUGCCCAGGAACUCCAGCGGAAUGAAUUGGAGACCCGAGAACUGUAUCUGAUGCUCCGAGAUGCCCAGGACAUUGCGGCAUCGAGCGCGAAGAAGUCCUCCGAGUCGAAGCUGGGUGAGACCGAUCCGGCCCAGAUGAGAGGGAUUUUGGAUCGUGAAAAGCUUCUGGAAAGACUCGAGCGCCAACUGGAGAGGACAAAGACGCAAUUCAAGCUGGAGGGUAAAGUCUGGAACCAAGACGGGCCUUCGGAUCGUCUACGAGAACUACGAGAGCAGAUGGAAGGUCCCGGACUGGCCGAAGAAGACUUUGACCAGGAAGCUCGUCGCAAUUUGACCAACAGCACCCUCGGCUCUGUUGCGCGCAAGAAGGGCCAUGCCGCCGAGUCCGAGAAUGAGGAGCAUCUUCCGGAGCUGACGGAGCAGGAUGAGAACGUGCCCUACGAGAAGCCUCGCCUGGUUGAGCUCCGACGACCAAGAAUGAACCCUGAACAGGCUACUGGUCUGUUAGGGGAAAUUGCUGCCAAGGUCCGCAAGUACGAUGAUGACGACGAGGAAGAGGCUGAGAAGCCUAAGUCCGAAGCGGACGACCAGGCAGCCAGCGCCGAGAAGGAAGCGGAGAGCAAAGACGAGACCAAGGACCAGACCAAGGACGAGACUAAGGACGAGACUAAGGAGACCGAGGAGAGCAAGGCGGAGAGCAAAGAUGAGAGCAAGGAGGGCAAAGACGAGAGCAAGGAGGAGAGCAAAGACGAAAGCAAAGACGAAAGCAAAGGCGAGAACAAAGAUGAGAGCGCAGCGGCACCGGUUCCACCACCACCACCACCUCCUCCUC